AUUAAAAAUGUAUUGUUGAUACGAGACGUGUCAAAUCUAGUGCUGUUGCGGCGAUAAAAUUUAAAACACCACGUAUUGGCCCACGCUAGCACUAUUUCCUGCAUACGAUUAUCCGAUAACGAUAAAAAACAUACGUAAAAAUCCCUGUCGUAAAUAAUCGGUUGUGGCCAUUAAGCGCAUAUGCGGGUCUAACAAAGGUUUUUUUAUUUAAAAACUAUGCGUGUGGUAUAAGAGUGCGCGUGGGGCGUGAAUGAGGGUGAUUUGUGACUUAGUAAGGAAAUUUCGCCGGAAAUUUAGGCUUAAAAUGAGUGGAGUGAAUAAAGAAGCGCCGAUAGGCAUCCAGUGCUUGCAAUGGCUGUCCGUCUGGUGUUGUCCGCGCUUGCAGAUCAACAGGCUACGAUGCUACCAGAUCUUCAUCCUCAUACUGACAUACUUCACGUACAUGACGUACCACCUGACCCGCAAGCCCAUCUCCGUAGUGAAGAGCGUGCUGCAUCAGAACUGCUCCGGGCUGGUGCCACCACCAGACGUGGACCCUCACGACGACAACUGGUGCAAUUGGGCACCUUUCAAUACGACGGACGCCAACACGCUGCUGGGCGCGCUGGAUUCCGCGUUCCUGUUCACUUAUGCUGGCGCCAUGUUCGUUUCCGGAAUGGUAGCAGAGCGAGUAGACCUCCGUUAUUUUCUCUCUCUAGGGAUGCUGUUUUCUUCUAUAUUCUGCUACUUGUUCGGAGUUGGGAAAACGUACGGCAUACAUAAUAUAUCGUACUACUUACUUGUACAGGCAGGGGCGGGUAUAUCACAGACUACAGGGUGGCCGGGCACGGUGGCCAUCGUUGGGAAAUGGUUCGGCAACAGCAAGAAAGGGCUCAUAUUCGGCAUUUGGAACUCGCACACCUCAUUAGGGAAUAUACUCGGAACGCUCAUAGCAGACCGUUUCGUGGAGCAAGACUGGGCGUUGUCCUUUAUCUACCCCGCCGUAGUCAUGGGGGCAGUUGGGACCCUGGUCUUCUUAUUCCUGGCCCCGGAGCCCAGGAUGGUGGGCAUCGUACUACCUGAACGAGUACCGCCAAGUAGGCAGUCCCGAAGAUCAUCGGAAGAGGAGGACGCACCGUCACAAGUCAUCGUGGGCGAUCAGGCGGCGAGCCUACGCCCUAACCGGCACUCCGCCAACAGUCAGCCACAAGCAGAGCCGACGGAGUCGACAUCGCUGCUCGGUCCCGCUCGCACCAGCCACACCCCGGCUGGUGCCGUCUCGCUCUCGCGCGCGCUGCGCAUCCCCGGCGUGGUGGAAUUCUCGCUGUCUCUUUUCUUCGCGAAGCUCGUCAGCUACACGUUCCUGUAUUGGUUACCGCUCUACAUUAAUACGUCCACGAACCUGUCACCGACUCAGUCUGGCGACCUGAGCACGGCGUUCGACGUGGGCGGGAUCACGGGCGCCAUCUUGGCCGGGCUCGUGGCCGACUGUACCGGCUGCCCGGGCGUCGUGUGCGCUUGCUUCUAUGUGCUGUGCGCGCCCACGCUAAUGGCAUAUCAAGCUUGGGGCGCGUCCUCAUACAUCCUGAACGUGAGCCUGCUCCUGGCGACAGGGGUCCUCGUGAACGGACCCUACGCGCUUAUCACCACCGCUGUAUCAGCCGAGCUUGGUACACACAGUAGCCUGGCGGGCAACGCGCAGGCGCUCGCCACCGUGGCGGCCAUCAUCGACGGCACCGGCAGUGUGGGCGCGGCGCUAGGCCCGCUGCUGGCGGGCGUAGUUUCGUCGGGCGGCGCGGCGGCGUGGCCGCGCGUCUUUUACAUGCUCAUCGCCUGCGACUGCCUCGCGCUCUUCCUACUGCUCAGGAUAGUGAAGGGUGAGGUGUUGCGCGUGCGACUAGAGCGGCGGCUCGCGGCGUCGCGGCAGACAAGGAUAGAGUGAGCGUACCAUCCGCCUGGCUUAUGGGAG
This is a messenger RNA of Cydia amplana, 1948 nucleotides long. RefSeq names its product glucose-6-phosphate exchanger SLC37A2 (gene MFS16). Gene Ontology annotation, cellular component: membrane. The coding region runs from base 251 to 1921 and encodes 556 amino acids. Gene Ontology annotation, molecular function: transmembrane transporter activity. NCBI's taxonomy places the organism in Eukaryota, Metazoa, Arthropoda, Insecta, Lepidoptera, Tortricidae. Gene Ontology annotation, biological process: transmembrane transport. The transcript has 14 exons. The record is from RefSeq and is a predicted model, not a curated record.